AUCAGAAAUAAGCUUUUGCCCGCGUAGAAUCAAAGCCAUACGACCUCCGAAGAUGCCAAGCAUAAAUGACAAAGAACACAUUUGCGCGGUUGCAACAAAGAAAGCCAAAUGUCUGGUCACCUAGAACCAAGUUCAAGUGUCAAGAAGUCUGCAUGCCUUCUUUACAAUACUCAGUGUUGUCAUUGCCGGAUAUGUCUGACAAGAAAUCACCUCCUAGAAAGGAGAAGACACUUUUUGUACGGACACCCCAGUCAGAUAAUAAAACACUGAAACGAAAACUCCUGGCAACCGAAUCCAGUCCUUGUGAAGACGAAGAGAGGAAAGCGACCCCAAAGAGGAAGAAGCCGUUAAACUCUGAGCCGUCUCCCACUCAAUCUAAUGCCCCAGUCACUCCCAAAAAUCCCAGUGGUAUCACUUCUCCCCGAACUGGCCCGCUUUCAGAGCGUCAGCAAAUGUUGUUUCUGAUGCGAUUAACAGAUGAGACAUCACAAGAUUCAACAUCCAAACCCACCUCUCCUCAGCCAGUAAGUCAGAUCGGGCCGAAGCGUACUCCCGGCGACAAAAAAGUUCACAAGCGCAACGAGCGCGGAGAAACACCUUUACACCUUGCGGCCAUCAAGGGGGACAUCAAACAAACGAAGAAACUCAUCAAAGCCGGAGCUGACGUCAACGUGGCGGACUUUGCCGGGUGGACAGCGCUACAUGAGGCCUGUAAUAGAGGUUUUCUACCCAUCGCCAAACAGCUGUUGAAGGCUGGGGCCAACGUCAACGUCCAGGGACUAGAAAACGACACCCCCUUACAUGACGCUGCAUGUAACGGCCAUGGAAAGCUGGUGGAGCUACUCCUAAAGCAUGGCGCCAACCCGCUUCAGCCAAAUCUUCAGGGCAAGACGCCAAUGGAUGUGGCGGCCACGCCAGACAUGGUGAAGCUGCUGAGGAAGGAAAUCAUCACAUCUAGUAGUGACAGCUCAAGUCUGGACGACGCCCGCUCACCCACCUCACCAGAGAGUAACUCGUCUCUGAAGGACGAGGAUAACAGAAAUACAGACUCUGAUGACUACCUAUCGAGACUGCCAAAACAAGAUGGAAGUUCCAAUCAGUUGGCGCUUAGCAGUAGGAGGUCGCUAAUGCCCAAAUCGGAAAAAAUGUCAUCACCUCGUCGUCUGUUUCUGAAGUUUCAGCGGGAACAAGCUGACGAAUUUCACGACAAACCUUCAAAAGAACCUCAUUUCACAUCAUAUAGUGUUACAAUGGGGCCAAGUGAACACAAGGAUUUCUUGUCUGUAGACAGUCCAGUGUCCAGUGUGGAUAGUGACCUAUAUGACCCUCAGCUGGACAGUGUUAGGAGUUUGGACAAAGUGCGGGUCAACCUUAUGGACAGUGAAGAUGGCCUUGGGCCUAGUGUGUUAACACGGGACAGAAUAGGGUUAAGUGGUGAAGGAAUGGGACAUAUUGGGCCACUAAGUAGCGAUAGAAUUGGACAUGUCGGGCUAGGUGGCGAUAGAUUCGGACACUCUGGGUUAGGUGGCGAUAGAAUCGGACAUGCAGGGCUUAGUGGACACGUAGGACAUGGUGGAGAUAGAAUUGGGCUUAGUGGUCUCACUGGGCUCACUGGGCUCACUGGGCUCGGGGGGCUCAAUGUCCGAGAAGGAUUGAGCCAGUUUUCAGGUCAGGGGAAUACGUCUGGGAACCGUGUGGACGAUCACACGCCCUUGACAAGUGUAAUAUCAGGUAGUAAAACAAAAGUGACUUCUUCCUCUAGUGUUGAGCUUGGAUUAAGACUUGGUAUGGGUGAGUUUGAGAGGCUCAGUAAUCUAGAGCCAGAUGGUCAAAAUGCUGAGUCAAUGGUCAACCCGGCUCCUACUCCCCCAACAAAAUUCCACCUCAAAAUGAUGGAAACACAAGCGUUUUCUCCACAUUUUAGUGAUAAUGAACAGAGUGAUAGUGAACUCAAAGACCCCCCUCCCCUCUCCAUAGCAUCUGUGUUAGCAUCAUCCUCAUCAUCACUGACAUCCUCAUCAUUGAUUACGUUGUCACAGAGUGGUAGGAGGGCGAGUGUUGGGGAACAGUCUACACACAUUCCGCAUAGCAGUAACUCGAACAAUCGCACCAAGUUAAAAGAAUCUGUGUCGGAUCCCGGUCACGGUAACGGUGUGGGACACAAACCAAUCGCUCUCCUAAAUACCACUACCACCUCCGUAGUCAGCACAACCACCACCAACCCGGUAAUUUCAUCUUCAUCUACAUUGUCGUCUCUCUUUACAACUGUGGUCGAUAAGAACAUCGGUGAGUUACAUAAUUCUCAAAGUGUAGUUGUACCCGUAGUGAGUUCUUCGUCGGACAGAUUAGGAUCGGAACGGACAGCUCCUGUCGCCACUAGUUCCAUGUCAUUUCCAAGGAGGAACAGUGUUUCUAGUGGGAUGAUUGUGAGUAGUAUUAACGGCUCCCAGGACGGGGGAGGAGGAGGUCAUAACAUUGGGGCGGGGAGCGGUGAUACCCUCGCCUCGUCCUCAGGGCUAAAAUGGGAAUUACGCUCUUCUUCGUCCUCCUCCUCUUCUCCCAAAAACAUUGAUGAGUGGGGCAAUCUUCUGCCAUCCACAAAAUCUGAGGGCAGACAAAGUCCAACUAAAUCUGAGCAGGACCAAGAAAACAAUUCUCCAAAGUCUGACAAGGAUGGCAGGGAAAGUUACAGUAGACCAACAUCGCCAAAAGUACCACCAUUAAAAAUCAUAAUUCCCCCCAAGGCAUCAACCUCAACGGCUAGCUUGGAGUCGGUUUUUGUGAAGUCACACUCCUCAAAGCAUGCACUUCCGUACGUGAUAAAUCCCACACAAGAACAGGAAGCCGCAGCAAAAUCAUCACAAAUGAAUCAGCCCAUCCCCAUGACAACACUUCCGCAGGAGGGGGUUCCUACUACAAGUAGUCCCGCCUCCUCCCGCCCGUCGUCGCGGGAAAGUAACACAGCAUCAAAGGACAGUGAUAAACAGAGUUCACAAAAAGAUACAAACAAAGAUGACAAAGUCUCGGUGUUAGAAAAUUGUAAACAGUCUGUGUCGGUAGAUUCUGUGGAGGAGGGUCUGGCUACUCCGAGUCUACCCGGAGACCGGGAGAGGGAACAGGACAGGGACAAAGAUUCUGGUAGUGUCAAAAGUGGUAGUGGUAAGGAAAGUGAAAGGGAGAAAGAAAAAAGUGAGGAGGACAAAGAAAGUACACAGCGAUCCACAAGGACCUUACGAUCUCACACACAGGCUGCACUUCAGCAAAAACAGACGCACGAAAAACAUCACAAGGGAGAAAAACCAGAGAAGGGUGGAGAUAAACAGGAAAAACAAGGGAACAAUGACACAUCACCUAAAGAAGAACCAACGUCAAGUGUUUCAAAGAACAGCAAAGAGGAGGAGGAGGCUUUUGACAUGUACCCGAGGAAGCGAAAGUUACGAUCAAAAAUAGAGACAAAUACUGUAUCGCAGCCUGCACCACCGGAACCACCUCCAAUUGUACAACUGCCGCCGGUGUCCUAUGAGAAACCUCCCAAUCCCUUUGAAUUGUAUCUUUCUAUCAGGAGACAGGUGGCAAUGAAACAUAAGCAGUGGUCAGUGGUGCAGCCGAAUGCCCCGAAGGGCUAUAAGGACUACCUGAUGGUCAGCUGUAGUUAUGUACUACAGGGCAACAACGCCAGCACCCUGUCUGUUCCCAUGCUGUCUCCUCCCAACUCUGUGACGGGCACAAUGCGGGAUUUGUUCGUUGAGCAGGAGAAGGCACGAUACAAACUCCGACUACAGCACCUCAUAGAGAGGGAAAAGCUGACACUUUCAGUGGAACAGGAAAUAAUCAGGGAACAUGGUAGGGCAGCCCGCGCCAUGGCCAAUCAGAGUCUACCUUUAAGUAUGUGCACCUUACUACGAGACGAGGAAAUCUACAACACUAUUGAUCCGGAACAGGUGGAAGAAAAGGAGAAAAAUGUCCGUUCCCGGUACAAUGGUCGACAGUUUCUUUCAUGGUUGAAAGAUGUGGAUGAUAAAUAUGAGAAAAUUAAGGAGUCGCUUCUUCUGCGCCAUCACCAUGAAGCGGAAUCUUUAUUUGCUGUGCAGAAGAUGGACUGGGAAUGGAAGAUGAAGGAAAUGAGUUUAUGUGACCACAAGAGUGCACCCACGAUAGACGAUCUCCAUGUUCCCAUGGUUCAAGUCAAUGACGAUUUUGAGCUUCGGCCCACGUAGCAGUAACGGCAGCUUGUUAGAAGAUUUUUUUUUUUUUUUAAUGACAUUUCAUUUCUCACCAGUUAACAUGAUAUCGUGAACAAGUUCUGUCGCGUCAGAACCACCGUGUAUAGAAAGACUGCGUUAGUAGACUCACAAGGCCAUUUAAACAAUUCAUCAAUUCAUCAUGGAAUGAUGUGUGCUAUUAUUAAGUAUGGUAGUGAAAUCAUGGUAUAUAAGAUUUCAUGUACAGCCUGUUUGUCUCUGUACAUAACGUGGUCUGGUUUAGUUCAAAUAUUUGUCUGUUUCUAUCUGUACUUUGCAAUGAAGGUUGAAUAGCUUGAGAACGGAUGGUGACAUCAGAUACCAAAUUUCUAAACUCGGGUAAAAAAAAAAAAAAUGGAAGAAUAUGUAGAAUUCGUGAAAGUGAUGGACCAUAUUUAUUAAUUUCACAAAGAUUCAUAGCUAACCGGUAGUUCACUACAACAAAUAGUAUGUUACACUUAUCAAAUCUCGACAAAAGCCAUAUUUGGUGAUACUUCAGCAUGCGUCAGACUUUCAUUAAUUGGCACUAAUUUUCACGAAUAAUGAAAAUAAUGUAUACAUGUUGUAUUUGUCUUUAACACUGGGAUAUGGCAUUAAUGAUAUAUUUGUAGAAAUCAUCAGGGCCCGUAUUCAUGAAACCGUUCUAAUGCUCAAGCUUGGAUUCUGUGCUCAAGCCAGCUUUCUUGUAACCCACCUGAAUCAUGUCAACGAGUCAAAAAGUCAAAUUUAAAUAUUGAAAACAGUAUUCGGCUAUAAGUCUCUUCAAUUUUUGUCCAAAACUUGAACAAAAUAAGAUUUUUUUAAAUGUUGUAUUACUGGAACAAGAGAUUCGCUUGAGCACAAACUCCAUGCUUGAGCACGAGAAUGGUUUCAUGAAUACAGGCCCUGGACUUAUUGAAGGAAAUUGAUAACUGUGUGUAUAGCUUCCCCGUACUCAGUAAUGGGCUGGUCCCAUUGGAAUUGAGUCGACUCUGUUUUUAGUAGAUGUAAUAACGGGAUUAUUCAUCCAAGAUUAAUUAACAAUUAGUUGACAUCGUCGUAGAUUUUUGUGUAUAUUCACUCACCUCCGUAUCUUUGAAGAUUUCUGUGAUAGAAAUUUUAUCAUUCAAUCCUCAAAAACACCAUUGGUUCAUCAACAGUGCUUUCCGGUCGUUCAGUGAUGGGAGUUAUCAUUGUAGCAUCUCUAAAAUGUCGUAUCACUUGGUAAUUUUGAAACUAAAAAAAUUACCAAAUGUUUGGGAAAUUUAAAUCAAAUACAGUGUAUCACAGAUUUUCUGUAUCGUCUAGAUGUUUGUGAAAGUUAGUGCUUACUGAAAUGGAUUUUUUAUUUUUUUUUAUCUUCACCCUGCUAUAAGGUUUUUUUUCAAAAUUUAUACAGUAUUAAUCCUUUCACCACUGUAGACUAUAAUGAACACAUCAAUGAAUGGAAAAAGCUACUGAAGUUACAUAGGGAUGACGAGGUUAAUGAUAUUAGACCUAUAUAGAGCUAUCAUACCAUCAUCUCUCUCAUCUUCAUCGUUGUCGUCGCUUUUGUAAAUAACCUUCCGAGUGUAUAAUUAUAUACAUUGUGUACAAACUGAACAUACACUGUAUGUUUACCGUUGUGAGCGGUUUAGCUCGCUGAGUACUUUCUAAGAGAUUCAUGUCUAUUAUCGAUGUUACCGAUUGAUAAUGCACAGUCUUUGUUUAUCAAUUGCUUGUUGGAAUAUAUAAAUAUAUAUAUAUAUAUAUAUAUAAGAUGAAUACAUAUUUUUUUGCCAAGAUAAACCGUUUCAGAAGCAGAAACACGGAAAAACGCAUUUUAGAUAAAUUUAAGAACAGUUAAGUGUAACUGUCUCGGGAGAAAUAUAAUAUCAAUCUAUCAACGGUGAAAUUUCGCUGUGAAUAUUUGUUGUGACUAUGGAGACGUGUGACUGAUUAUAGUUGUGUGUGAUUUUUUUCCCCUGUGUCUUGUCUUUCAUUACUUUUUAUUUCUUUUGACGGUUUGGAAAUGACUCCAAACGUCAUUAAUUUAAACAAUUGGAAUACUGUGCAUUUUAUUCCUAUUAUGUUAUAUAUAUUUUUUCUUCAUAUGGGACACCUAUUUAUAAAACUUACAGCAUACGAAGAGCUAAAAUGUGCUAUUGUACUACAUUUUACAAAUGAUUAUUUAUCAUCUUUAAAACUCUUAGAUUUAAAACAAAGAGAACCCUCCUCAUUCUGUGUAUCACAUUCUUCAACAGCGUUUUUCUUCUUCUUUCUUUUUCAAAUACUUUCAAUUUAAUAUGUAUUGUAAAAUUUGUCGUUCAAAUUAAAAAAAAACAUCUGAAAAAUCUUGAUCUUUUCAGAUUAACAAUGAUAACAGUUUUAACUUGCAUGCUAUUUCUAUCGAUGUCACAAAAAUAUCAUCUUUAUAAAAACGGAUAAUUUAAUAUCAGUUAUUUGCAAUUCCUUAGAAAUUGUCAUGAGCACAAUUUUACCUAUAUUGCACUGUCUAAGUUUCAAUUAUGAUUCUGUUUUAUCUGUUGUUGUGUAUAAUUGUUUUAUGUUUUGAAACAUUGGAUUUAAUAUUAAAUUGACAGGGCAAUUUAAACAGUGUGUACAUGCAUAUAUUUUUUUAUAGUUUAAUUUUUGGUCACAGUACAUAGAUUUUGUAGAAUUCGUUUUUCUCUCUAGCACUCAGUUAUUUCAUUUAACACUUUACUUCAGCUACCUUGAUUGAAAACUUGAUUCUUUUCACAAAAUAUAUACUUUCCUUUUGAUCUUCUUGGGGCCAUGCAUGUGAUACAUUCUAGAGGCAUUUGUAAGACCUGGUAAGAUUUGAGAAAACAAUGGUUUAUGGUAUGUAAUCACUUUCAUUUCAGACAAUUUUCAACAAAGGUUGACCACAUUGUGCCAAUUAUAUGUAAUACAUAUGUAUGUCUUUUUCAUUUAAUAUCUUAUUUCCUUGAAACAGAAAAAAAUAAAAUAAAGGGGAAAAUACAUUGGUUUACAUUUUUCUAUAGGAAAAAAACUAGUUUUCAAAUAAAGAAAUUUGGGCAUUUUGUUUUAGAAUAUUUUUGGUAAUUGGAAUGCGAUAAGCAUAUGUAAUGGGGAAACAUUGGAGGUACACCAUUAACCCUAUUGAUUCGUGAGAAAACCAGAAAUGCUUACUUUUGGGGAAUCAUUAAUACACCCGUUUUAAAAGUUCAGGUAACCUGCUAAUCAAAGUGUGUGCUUUUCACUGUAUACAUUGCUUCAAUGUAGAAAAAUGGUUGAUUAUUAGAGAAUGUUGACUGUAUUCACACUAUAUAAGGUGUUUUAGUAUUAUAUUGUAGAGGUGACGAGUUAACUCGCAAAACAACCACUGUAUUGAAUGGCCCUUGGUGCAUCCCUUGAUACAUAGGUUUAUUUUAGAAAAACAUUUGACUAAGUGUAAUAUUUACUAUCGGGUAGAACUGAAAUGCAAACAACAGUUGUUAAAAAAAAUAUAUGAUUUUUCAAUGUUGUGCAGAAAUACUGUCAGAAAAAGAUAAAAUUGAGUCAUUUUAAUUUACAAAUAUUUGUUUGUAUUUUGAGUUCUUUGUUCAUCUCUGCAAUGAAUGAAUACCAGCUGUGACAGGUAUGAGAUUUUCCAAUAUAAUUUGUAUGGUAGGGAGGGAAACAAAUGUUCAUGGCUUAUCAUCUAUCGGAAUGUUUACAAACAUAAAAUGAUAUGUAUUGUGAAAUGUGUGUAGUUGGCAGAAUAUGGAUUAUAUAUUUCUGAUUAAUUUCUCUUGCCUCUCUUGUAAUUGAUUUUGGAAUAGUCUGUAGAAUUAUCACACUUGCUAUAUGUCAGAUGAAUACAGCUCUCCACAUCAUCCUGUUUUGAUUUUUAAAAAGUUUGGUCGAAGAAAUACACGUGUCGGUGUAUACAUACAUCAGAAAAACAUAGAAUUCCUGAAUUUCUUCGGAUUUUGGCAAAGUAGAAUGCACAGUGCAUGUUUCUUUGUACCUGAAAUUAUGUUGCACUUAUUUUACUUUUUAUUCGAAAUUAAGAAAGAACAUUUUGACACUGCUAGCAAAACAAUGACCAGUUUCCAGUUGAUCUUUCUGCAGUAAUGAUGUAAUCAGUAUGAAAACAGAAGUUAUCCAUUUUAAGUAUUGAAAGUCAACUUUUCUAAAAUUGGAAUUUCUAAUCCAAAUUUUAAUACUGCAGGUCACGUACGAUUGAGUCAUAAUGCUGUAAAUCAGAGGUGUUCAUGACUGCAUAAACUGUUAAAUUUUAUUCUGAAAUUUUUGAUCGCCACACUGGUAUAAAAGUUUUUGAUUGCCACACUGAUAUAUUGAAAGGGCUGUUCCAGAAUGAAUUAUAGGGUGCGGCAGGAGAGACACUUUUUCAGAGAUUCAACAUCCAUAAAAUCUUAAAAACAAUUUGAUAUAAGGAAUGGUGGGCAGAUCGGGUUUUAACCCCAUCACCCAUAAUAUUUCAAUGUAAGUACUUCCCACCUCCCCCAUACAAUAAAUUAUGGAACAGCUUGAAUGCUUUCAACAGCCACACCCCCGUACUAAAGUUUUCAACUAUUUUAUUCACUACACUAUGACCUUGAUCAACAGGGAUCAAGAUCCAUUAAUCAAGGCUUUCACCCCUAUGUAACUUUAGUAGACUCUACCAUGCAUUGAUCUGUAUGAGUCCAUUAUGGUCUACAGUGGUGAAAGGGUUAAGGCUUCUGCAACAAACACUUUUUUCUUGUAAAAGUAUUAAAAGUGAAAUGAUUGUUUUACACAAAGUUUUUCUAAUACUGUAGUGUUUUUAAUUCUUUUGCAAAAUAAGGAAGAAUAGGAUAUUUAUAUGUGAUAAAUCUUGAAAAGUAUUUCAUCGUAAUGCUGUCGUUUGCAAGAAGUUUCGUCUCAUUAUUUUUCUGCAUGCUUAACAUUUAAAACUUGCAUCCAUGGGGAAUCAAUUUUGGAAUUGCAUCCAUGGUAAUUUUCACAAACUUUAACUGUUUUUUUUCUUUUUCUUUUCUUUCGGUCGUUAUGAUCUUCAUUUUCUUUAAAGUUGAUUAUAAUAAAUGUUAUUGUCUUAUCUCCUAUAAAGUCAUCCCAUCUAUUGUCAUUGGUGUAAACUACUCAUGUGAUACUAGAGAAAUGAUCUUCACUCCCUUAUAUCUACAAUAGAUCCUGAUGUUCAGUAACUGGGAUUGGAACAUCUUUAAGAUUUUGUCUUAUUGCAUUUACAAUAUUAUUGGAGUCUGUUGAUGUAAUAUGUACUGGGAAUACAGACAUUUAGGAUGGCAGGUAGUACUGUAUGCUUUGUACUGGCUUUCUAACGUAAAUGUAGUAGUGAAUCUGACGGGAGCUAGAAUGUGAUUCUCUCGCAGAUUUCCAUUGGACAACAGACAGCUUAUGUUUCUGUGUGUAACUGCGUUUUAUUGGGCGGAGGAAAAACUUGAAUAGGUUUUCCUUUCCAAGUGUUCAAAUAAAAUGUACAGAAAU
This is a messenger RNA of Mizuhopecten yessoensis (Yesso scallop), 9674 nucleotides long. RefSeq names its product ankyrin repeat domain-containing protein 11-like. Lineage: Eukaryota; Metazoa; Mollusca; Bivalvia; Pectinida; Pectinidae. The record is from RefSeq and is a predicted model, not a curated record. The transcript is spliced from 14 exons. The coding region runs from base 66 to 4217 and encodes 1383 amino acids. Gene Ontology annotation, molecular function: protein binding. Gene Ontology annotation, cellular component: nucleoplasm.